AUGUACAAUAGUGUAGACGGCUACUUCAGGGGUUAUAUUGUAAAAUGGAAAAUUUCUCUGAUCUCUGAUCUCUCGAUUCCUCUCGGCCUCUCAUCUCUCCAGCUUGCGUUGACCUUGCAGCUUGCUCCGCCCACGACGGCGGUCCGAGUCGCCGGCGACCAAAAGCUCCACGGCCACCUCCAGUGCGCCAAAGAGCAUGAUUGCGACGAGCACCCCGUAGUAGGGGCAGAGCAGCGCCCUGCUGCUGAGGAACAUGGCGCCGGGCACCCUGCAAAGUGCGAGCAGCAGCGCCGCGACGGCCUUGGUGGCCUGUUUGAUGGACGGCGGACCGACGAGCUGCCGGAGAGUGGAGGAAAGCGAUGGGGAGUGCUGCUCCGAGAGGCUGACAGAGUGAUCUUAGAUGGAUGGAGAUCCCAGAUGAAAGGAUGGUGCGAGGGAUUCUUGGAGAAAGUCUGUGAUCGCCCACCGGCGCAAGAUCUUUUGUAGUCGUUUUUGCCUUCUCUUUUAGAUCGCCUGUAGGAUGCUAGUUUGCAUCUUUUGUUCUGAGACCUUUCCUGUAAGUCGGUAAUCCCGACCCCGGAUGUUUGUACCAAACCUAUAUGCUUUCCAUAAAAGUACUCCCUCUGUUCCUUAUUAUUUAUCA
Messenger RNA from Panicum virgatum (switchgrass), 643 nucleotides. RefSeq lists its product as uncharacterized. Lineage: Eukaryota; Viridiplantae; Streptophyta; Magnoliopsida; Poales; Poaceae. The record is from RefSeq and is a predicted model, not a curated record. The coding region runs from base 1 to 486 and encodes 161 amino acids. The transcript has 4 exons.